Messenger RNA from Notechis scutatus (mainland tiger snake), 1174 nucleotides. NCBI's taxonomy places the organism in Eukaryota, Metazoa, Chordata, Lepidosauria, Squamata, Elapidae. The record is from RefSeq and is a predicted model, not a curated record.
GUUUGUCUCACCGCAGCUGCUACUUGCCGCCCACCGUGCCAGCCCAGCCGGAAAUGUUCGCUCCCAAACAACUGCCCCUGCCCUGGAUGGACCGGGAGGUGUUGCCAGACAGAUAUGGACGAGUGUGCAAUGGGGAAACACGGCUGCAGCCAGCUUUGCAUCAACACGGCCGGAAGCUACCGCUGUGCUUGCCGUCCAGGGUACGAGCUCCAUGCAGAUGGACAAACCUGCCGGGGUCUGAAAACGCCCCCUACCCCAGCUCCCCCAGCAGGAAGUGACCACCUUCCCGUUCCAGACGAAGUGAGAGAGCUGAGGAGCAGGUUGGCAGCUUUGGAAGAAAAGUUCCAGCUCGUUUUGGCACCGUUCCUCAAGCUGGACCUGCCUGGCGCCGGAGAGGGCCCCGGGGCAGAACCCAUCAGCCUCUUGGUCCACGUGAUCCAGCAACUGGACCGAAUAGAUUCGCUCAGCGAGCAGAUCUCUUUCCUGGAGGAGCGCCUGGAAACCUGUUCCUGCAAGAACCGGCUCUGAGGCUGCAAGAAGGAUGGAGAUCCCCGGUGCUCCCGCAUCCCACUGUUUUCCUGCUGUGUCUCUCCGUUGAGUAGCAACUGAGUAGCCUGUUCCAGCAGCCAAGCCAAGCCAAGGCGGCGGAGAGGAUGAAGAGGCUGGAAAGAUCACGUUCUCAGCGAGGCCACUCACCCUCCUUCCAGCUGGCUGGCUCCCGGGGUGGCUCACCUCUCCAAACCCUGCUGGCCAGGGGUUGUGGGAGGGAGACAGGCAAAACAUCCUAGCAAAACAUCCCUGGAAACAGGAAGCAUCUUGCUUGCGGAGUGGACGGAUUCGGGUGAGGUGAGCAGGUCUCGCCUUCCUCGGGAGGUAUGAGAGCAGCAGUUCACAACAAAAGGGGGCCCCUCUGGCAAAGCUCAGAGGCUGUGCUCUUUUCCAGGCUGUCACCCAAAAUAUCUUGGCAAGGCAGGGUUAUUUCUCGGGGGGGGGGCUAAACCAGCCCUCCCCUGCCCUGUGUAAAUGCACCAUUUGUGUCCUUGCUUUGCUUUCCAACUGUAGGAAUACUCCCACUGUUUCCCAUGUCCUCCCUCUUUCAGAAAGAAAUAGAACAGGUUCCUAGGGCUGGAAGGGACCCUGUAGGUCAUCUAGCCCACCCCCCCCCCCCCCCAAG